GAAAGAGAGAGAGAGAGAGAGAGUAAAGUCUAUCAUUAGUGUAACUGUGCAGACUCUGAUCUCAGGCAGCUGUGAGGAGAAGACAAACUUUAUCUUCAAACUAUGGAUCAGGACUUGCUGGUCCCGGCGGCGGUGGCUGUCUCGGUGGUGCUGGUGACGGUGGUGAUCUUCCUGUUGAGAGGUUCUGCAGGAGAGAAGAAGCAGCAGCAGCCUGUGACUCUUCAGGAUCCUAUGGUCAAAUAUUCACUUCCCCUGGUGGAGAAACAGGAAAUCAGUCAUGACACAAAGAAGUUUCGUUUCGGCCUUCCCUCAGAUGCUCAUAUCCUUGGACUUCCAGUAGGUCAGCACGUGUACCUGUCGGCCAAGGUGAACGGCAGCCUGGUGGUCCGGGCCUACACUCCAGUGUCCAGCGACGAGGAUCAGGGAUACGUGGACCUGGUGGUGAAGGUUUACUUCAAGAACACUCACCCGUCCUUUCCAGACGGAGGGAAAAUGUCUCAGUACCUGGACAACAUGGCCGUCGGGGACAGCAUGGACUUCAGAGGACCCAGUGGACUGCUGGUGUACAAGGGAAAAGGUCACUUUUCCAUCCGACCUGAUAAGAAGUCAGAGCCCAAAGUUCGAAAGGUUAAACACGUCGGAAUGAUCGCUGGAGGAACAGGAAUCACUCCGAUGCUGCAGCUCAUUCGCAGGAUCGCAGCCGACACCUCCGACGACACCAAGUGCUCCCUCAUAUUCGCCAACCAGACUGAGAAGGACAUCCUGCUGAGGGAGGAGCUGGAGGAGGUGAAGAAGAAUCAUCCGGACAAAGUGCAGCUCUGGUUCACGCUGGACAAACCUCCACAGGACUGGAGCUACAGUUCAGGGUUUGUGAGCCAGGACAUGAUCAAGGAGCACCUCCCUGCUCCGUCCCCGGACGCCCUCAUCGUCCUGUGUGGUCCUCCGCCCAUGAUCCAGUACGCCUGCCUGCCCAACCUGGACAAGCUGGGACACAAGACAGAAAACAUCUUUUCUUACUAGUCCCCUCGUUUCCUGUUUGGUCACAAAUCACUGUAUGAACUGAUGGUCUGACUCAAACCAAUGCACUGUGUAUGAUCUGUUUAACAGACAGUGACACUAGAACAACCACUUGCCUUUCAAAUCUCAGGACUGUUAUGUUAUAAAAACUUUUAUACAAGACAAUAAAAUCUAACUUUUUCCUCUUUUUUUGUAAGAUAAAGAUGAAAUAAAGAUGGGAAACAAAACCAAA
This is a messenger RNA of Platichthys flesus (European flounder), 1249 nucleotides long. RefSeq names its product NADH-cytochrome b5 reductase 2. Bases 103 to 1020 code for a protein of 305 amino acids. Lineage: Eukaryota; Metazoa; Chordata; Actinopteri; Pleuronectiformes; Pleuronectidae. Gene Ontology annotation, cellular component: mitochondrion. The transcript has 9 exons. Gene Ontology annotation, molecular function: FAD binding; oxidoreductase activity. The record is from RefSeq and is a predicted model, not a curated record.